This is a messenger RNA of Amborella trichopoda, 2029 nucleotides long. RefSeq names its product SET domain group 26 (gene ASHH1). Gene Ontology annotation, molecular function: protein binding; histone methyltransferase activity. Gene Ontology annotation, cellular component: nucleus. NCBI's taxonomy places the organism in Eukaryota, Viridiplantae, Streptophyta, Magnoliopsida, Amborellales, Amborellaceae. The record is from RefSeq and is a predicted model, not a curated record.
UACCAGCAGUUGAACUCUCACUUUCUCUCUCAACAAAAUGGUGUGACAUGCCGAAGCACUCUAAACUUAGCAUUCAGCUCGCUUUCAGUCACUUCUCCUGCUCUCUUGGAUUUUUAUCUCAAAUUUUGAAGCCCUACUUAUUCCAUGAAGAUCAGCGUUUGAUACGGAGCUUCUCAGUGUUGAAUGCGGCGGAGAAGAGGGUUCAUAUAAGGCGACAAAUCAGAAGUUGUGGUUAUUCUGCCCUUUUUGCUUCGACUUGCAGAGAUCACCAAAUGGAGUCCCCACCUGCAUACAAAUAUAUUGAACGCAAUGAAUUUACCUAUCGCAAGCACAAAAAGCAGAAAGUGGAGGAUAUCCCUGUUUGCGAUUGCGAAUAUGAUGCUAAUGAUCCUGAGGGCGGAUGCAAAGGGAGGUGUUUGAAUGUACUGACUAGCACGGAAUGCACACCUGGCCAUUGCCCCUGUGGCAUUUAUUGCAAGAAUCAGAGAUUCCAAAAAUGUGAAUAUGCGAAGUCCAAACUGUUCAAGACCGAAGGUCGAGGUUGGGGUCUCUUGGCAGCUGAGGAUAUUAAGGCUGGGCAGUUUGUAAUUGAAUAUUGUGGGGAAGUAAUUUCUUGGCGAGAAGCAGUGAGAAGGUCCCAUGCUUAUGAAGCAGAAGGGUUGAAAGAUGCCUUCAUCAUAUGCCUCGAUUCAUCUGAAUCGGUUGAUGCUACUAGAAAAGGAAGCUUGGCACGUUUCAUCAACCACUCGUGUGAACCAAAUUGUGUGACAAGGAAGUGGACGGUGCUAGGAGAAAUAAGGGUUGGGAUUUUUGCUAAAAAAGACAUUUCAGAGGGUACAGAACUCGCGUAUAAUUAUAAUUUUCAAUGGUUUGGUGGUGCUAAGGUUCGUUGUCUAUGUGGAGCUGCUUCCUGUACGGGGUUUCUUGGGGCAAAGUCUCGUGGAUUUCAAGAAGAUACAUAUCUUUGGGAAGAUGAUGAUGACAGAUACUCUGUCGAGAACAUUCCUCUUUACGACUCUGAGGAGGAUGAACCCACCUCCAAACUCUUCAAGAUUACUGAUACAUUAAAAGAUACAGAGGAAAAUGCUGUGACGAAGGAUGAUUAUUUUAUGAAAACAGAUGAUUAUCCAGAAUUUGAGGUGUGCACUCACUCCCUAGAGAAUGCAAUCGUGCCCACUGCUUCAGAUAUUAUGGAAGGUAAUAUAAUGAAUGAAGAAGUGAAAGUUGAAGUUAGUGAACAUACUAAAAAUUACUCACAGAAUACCCACGAAAGUUUUCCUCCUAAGAAUGCAUUGAUAUCUCGUAUUCGAAGUAACAGUGCUUGCCGCAACUAUCACAUACAGCAUCGACAUGUGCCCAAAAACUUAAAUCACUAUUCUUCUGGAAAAUCAAAGAACUUUACCCAAAAGGAGGUUAAUGGGGAAGGUAUCUGUCAGCUGUUAUCAUUAAAAGAGACCCAAGAAGAAAUUUUGGCCUUGGAGGAAGCAAGGAAAACUGCUUCUGCAAAGCUCGAUUCUUUGUAUGAUGAAAUAAGGCCGGUUAUUGAGGAACAUGAGAAGGACAGCCAAGAUAGUGUAUCUACCAGUGUGGCUGAAAAGUGGAUCCAAGCCUCGUGUUGUAAGUUGAAAGCAGAUUUUGAUUUUCACUUAUCUGUUAUUAAAAAUCUCCCUAGGAGCUCCCAAAAAGCAGAUGGUGCUGCAAUGACUAGUGGUGCUGAAGUGAACGGUGAUGCGGGAAAUCUGAACGGCCAAGCCUGAAACUUUGAGCUCUUGUUGAGUUUGACUUGGAGAAUAUCAGCCUAGUCGUUUUUUACUUAUGAUGGAUGAUGAUUUCGCAAAGGCUUGUUUUUCACUGGUUAGGUCGAUUUAUUAUGAAAUAUCUGUUUAUGUGAAUGGCUGUCACUUAUUUAUGGAUGCCAAAGUAGUUGUGAUUAUCAUGCAUGGAAUCCCAUUUAUCCACCCGAAGGAUCACUUUUUGCUUUGUUUUUCUCAUGAAUCAUUUUACUGGGGCCUAAGAUAUUUUGGUUUUU